UGUUAUUUUUACUCAACUGAUGUUUUCAUAAUGUUUUUUUAAAUCAUUUUAAGCAAAAACGUUCUCACAACAACAUUCUUGUCAAGUCAAGAUACACAGUAGGGGGCGGUAAUUCUCCUAAGGAGUGAACGGCCAUUGAACAAAAACAAGAAAUCUACAGGUCACCUUUAUUUAUGUGUUAGCUUCUGAAGCCAGAUCGCAGACAUGCUAACAGACUGAAGAUGACUAACUGCACGCUGAACAUCACCACGGGAGUCCGGCACUUCCAGCUGGCCGCACUGAUUCCCACCUUCAUCCUCGGCUUGCUGGGAAACAUUUACGUCCUAGUGACGUUCUGCCGCCUCCCCCGAACCGCCUGGACCUACAUGCACGUCUACAUCACCAACAUGGCGGUCGCCGACUGCGCGGUGCUCGUGCUCCUUCCCGUGCGCAUCUCGUCGUUCUGGGAACGGCUCUGGGACCAAACCAACAAGGAGCUGUGCUUCGUCCUGGUCUCGGUUCACUACGUCAACACGUACGCGAGCAUCUUCAUGGUCACCGCCAUAAGCGUCGUGCGCUACGUGGCCAUCAAGUAUCCGUUGAAAGCGCGGGAGGUUCUGAGCCGCCGGAAGGCGCUGGUGGUCUGCGCGGUCAUCUGGCUGGUCACGUGCUCGUUCAGCGCCGCGUUCCAUCGCGUGGACAAACCGGCGGUGAACGGCACCAUUAAGUGCUUCCAGAAAAACCAAGACAAGCCGCUGCCGUUGCUCUUCAUCUUGGUUCUCAACGUCGUCGGGUUCCUCGUGCCGUUCCUCAUCAUGCUCUUCUGCUCCGUCAAAGUCAUUGUAAAGCUGAGGAAACAGCUGGAGAUCGGAUGCCGGUCGGAGAAGAUCCAGUGCAUGUUCAUCAUGGCGGCCAACCUGAUCGUUUUCUUCGUGUGCUUCUUCCCCGUCCACUUUGGCUUUUUCUUCAAGUACGUGGCGCAGACGCACAGUUAUUCGUGCGGCACGCAGUAUCUGGCGCACAAUUUCGUUCAGAGCGCGAUAUGCGUGUCCAGCAUGAACUGCGCGCUCGACAGCUUCAGUUACUAUUUUGCCACCAGAACAUCGUGGAAACCGUGCGGCGCGAAACGAAGUAACGAAGAAAAGCAGUGCGAUUAUGACAGGGUCGCGCAAUGAGAGAUCGAAGCGCUAUUAAAAAUCGCGAUAAACCUUGUCGGCUCAGUUUAUGGAACGAUAAAUUGGUUUUUGGUCAAAAUUAUUUGCGCGUUGCAUUUCGAUGCGUACGUUCGUAGCACUAAUAUAUAUAUAUAUAUAUAUAUAUAUAUAUAGUAACGAUUGCAUCCAAAAUAAGUUGUGUACUGUGCAUAUUUAUUAUGCAUAAAUACAUUCAAGAAAAAUAUGUAACAUUUAUGUUAAAUAUAAUUAUAUAUGUUAAAAUAUAUGCUGUGAGUAUUAUAUAUACAUCAUGCACAUGUGUGUAAUUAUAUAAACACACGUAACAAAAACGAUUAUUUUUGAUGCGAUUAAUCAAAAGUGUUAAUGAGUAGAUAAUUAAUCAUUAAUUAAAUGAAAUACUUGUUUGAGUAGUUUAUAAUAGCUUCAGCAGUGUCGUCAUUAGUUUAUAGUUACAUCCUUUUCAGUAUUUUUAUACAUUAAAUAUAAAAGAAUAGAUAUAAAAGAAGUGUUAAGUAUGAUUUAACACUGUUACUCCAUGCAUAUGGAUUUUUUAUGAACAUGAUUAAAUCCGUAAUAGUGUAGUUUCGAAUGCAUUUGCUGUUUACUUUUUACGCUUCUGACAAAAAAAUACGUAAAGAUUUUAUGAUGUAUUAUUUUGAGAUUUUAUUUUGUGCAUGUUUACAGAAAGUGCUUGAAAAUGUCAGAUUGUAAGUCAGGGUGUGUGUGUUGAUCCGAUCAGUGUUUUGCUUCUGAACGCCAUCUACUGGACAGACAGACUCAUAACUCCUGAGCAGUAAUGCCUUUGAUUCAGGCACCACUAAUCCUGUGUGAGAAAUAAAUCAUCUGCCAGAGAAA
Messenger RNA from Puntigrus tetrazona (Sumatra barb), 2009 nucleotides. RefSeq names its product G protein-coupled receptor 35, tandem duplicate 2 (gene gpr35.2). The transcript has 2 exons. Gene Ontology annotation, biological process: positive regulation of Rho protein signal transduction; phospholipase C-activating G protein-coupled receptor signaling pathway. The record is from RefSeq and is a predicted model, not a curated record. Gene Ontology annotation, cellular component: membrane. Bases 222 to 1154 code for a protein of 310 amino acids. Gene Ontology annotation, molecular function: G protein-coupled receptor activity. NCBI's taxonomy places the organism in Eukaryota, Metazoa, Chordata, Actinopteri, Cypriniformes, Cyprinidae.